This is a messenger RNA of Diabrotica virgifera virgifera (western corn rootworm), 2021 nucleotides long. RefSeq lists its product as uncharacterized. Gene Ontology annotation, cellular component: nucleus. Gene Ontology annotation, molecular function: DNA binding. The record is from RefSeq and is a predicted model, not a curated record. The transcript is spliced from 2 exons. NCBI's taxonomy places the organism in Eukaryota, Metazoa, Arthropoda, Insecta, Coleoptera, Chrysomelidae. Bases 47 to 1420 code for a protein of 457 amino acids.
CGGUCGAAAAAGAAAAUCUAACAAAGGAUUGUUUAGCGCAGCGGCUAUGAAAGGUGCUGUAGCUGAUGUAUUAAAACAUAACUUUAGCCUCAGAAUAGCAGCUGAGAGAAGUGGCAUUAAACAUCAAACAUUAGCGCGAUACGUAAAGAAAGCUAAAGAAGCUCUCAAUGACGUAUUAUUGCAUAAACCCCACUACGAUACUCGAAGGGUAUUAAAUAAUGAACAAGAACUAUUACUUAAAAAUUACAUAAUACAAUGCAGCAAAAUGUGUUACGGAAAGUCUACAAAAGACGUGGAGCAACUGGCUUACGAACUCUGUCUGCAUAACAAAAUUCAUAUGCCUCAGAAAUGGGAAGAAAUGAAGUCUGCUGGACUUGACUGGCUUCAUGGUUUCAAAAAGAGAUAUCCCGAACUCAGUAUCCGCCAACCGGAAGGUUGCAGUUUAUCCAGGGCUACAUCAUUUAAUCGUUCUAAUGUGGAUGCAUUUUUUCGAAAUUUAGAGGAAGUUUUAAAGCGUUUUGAUGGAUUUUCUGAAGGCACACGCAUUUUCAAUUUAGAUGAAACUUCGACCACAACUGUACAAAAGUCGUCAAAGAUUCUUGCACCUAAGGGAGUGAAUCAAAUAAAUAAAAUUACAAGCGGCGAACGAGGUAUAUUGGUUACAACGUGCUGCAUUAUAACUUCAACAGGAACUGCUCUACCUCCUGUCACGAUCUUCCCAAGAGUUAAUUUUAAGCAUCACAUGUUAAACAGAGCACCGGCUUCUACAUUAGGACUUGCAAAUCCCUCAGGAUGGAUGAACUCUGAAUUAUUUGUAGAUGUUAUGCGUCAUUUUAUACAACACUACCACAGUUCCAAAACAAAUCCAACAUUACUGAUCUUGGAUAAUCAUGAAAGCCACUUCUCCAUUGAGACACUAAAUUUAGCAAAAGACAACGGAGUUACCAUGCUCACUUUACCGCCACAUUGUCCCAACAAAUUGCAGCCAUUGGAUGUGGCUGUUUAUGCUCCAUUUAAAACUUACUAUAACAGUGCUAUGGACUCAUGGAUAAUAACGAAUCCUGGAAAGCCAAUAACAAUUUUUCAAAUCGCGGAAUGUGUCGGAUAUGCCUUUGAUAAAUUUAUGACACCCAGUAACAUAAAGGCAGGUUUCAAAAAAUGCGGAAUAGUACCUUUUAAUCAACACAUCUUCGAUGAGAGUGACUUUUUGAUUAGUAACGUAACCGAUAGGAAUGAAAUAUUAGAGGAGCGUGAUACAAAUGGUAAAGAAUGCCAGCCAACCUGCAGCAAAAAUUUGACAAAUAAAGAACCUGGUUUUCAUGGCAAUGAAGAAACUGACGAGAAAAGUCAACUUUUCAGAAGUCCAGAACAGUUAUUAUUUGGUUAUCCCAAAGCAGGACCCCGAAAAAAUCUUAAAUGAGAAGAAAAGGCCGAAGCAAAAUUGUAACUUAUACCCCCGAGAAGUUAGAAAUCGAGGAAAAAUAUCACGAGAAAAAAAGAAAGGAAGCAAUUGCUCUCUCUAGAAGUACUAAGAGAAAAUUAACAGAGAGUACUUCAGCUGGUGCAUUAUCAUCAUCCAGUGACACUGACACUGAUUCAUUUGUCUGAUUCCUCAGAUGCCGAAUCAUUUACAGAUUUUGAGUUUGAUCGUUAUCAGGAUUUGCCUGAGAUUAAUUCUUAUGUGCUGGUGGGAUUUCGUGACAAAAAAUCAGUUUUUUAUGUAGCGAAAAUUAUUGAAGUAAACGAUAACGACUUUAAAGUCACAUUUUGCGUCAUAGUGCUAAAAUUAAAAAUACAUUUUUGUUUCCCGCUGUUGAGGACAUAUCGCAUGUCAAUCAAACUGACGUUAGAUGUGUGCUGCCACUAAUUCUUAAUUGCGGAGGCACAAAACGUCAGAAGUCCUUUAUUUCAUUUGGCGUCAAGUUCGAUAAUAUAGACAUUCGUUGAGAAUAUUGAUUUAACUCGUUUUGAUAUUAAUGUUUAUAUCUUGUUUGAUAUUUUGAAUAAAUAUAUAACGAAUA